CUUUCCACAGAGAGCUGACUGAUAUUUGAGGAAGUUUUUUUAUUUCUCCAAGAAAAAUAUGAUGCAUCUUUCCCAAGUUUCACUCUUGUUCUUAAAUAUAUGUAUUUUUAUUUGUGGAGAAACUAUACAAGGUAACUGUGUACAUCAAUCUACGGAUUCUCCAGUAGUUAACAUUGUAGAGGAUGUAUCUCAUUCAAAAGAUGAAAGUAAAAGUAAUGAUACUGUUUAUAAGGAAGAUUGUGAGGAAUCACGUGAUAUUAAAACUAAAAUUACUCGAGAAGAAAAACAUUUCAUGUGUAGAAAUUUGCAAAAUUCUAUUAUUUCUUACACACGAAGUACCAAAAAACUACUAAGAAAUAUAAUGGAUGAGCAGCAAGCUUCCUUGGAUUACUUAUCUAAUCAGGUUAAUGAGCUCAUGAAUCGAGUUUUCCUUUUGACUACUGAAGUUUUUAGAAAACAGCUGGAUCCUUUUCCUCACAGACCAGUUCAGUCACAUGGUUUAGAUUGUAGUGAUAUUAAAGAUACCAUUGGCUCUGUCACCAGAACACCAAGUGGUUUAUAUAUAAUCUAUCCGGAAGGAUCUAGCUACCCAUUUGAGGUAAUGUGUGACAUGGAUUACAGAGGAGGUGGAUGGACUGUGAUACAGAAAAGGAUUGAUGGGAUAAUUGAUUUCCAAAGGUUGUGGUGUGAUUAUCUGGAUGGAUUUGGCGACCUUUUAGGUGAAUUUUGGCUAGGACUAAAAAAGAUUUUUUAUAUAGUAAAUCAGAAAAAUACGAGUUUCAUGCUAUAUGUGGCUUUGGAAUCUGAAGAUGAUACAUCGGCUUUUGCAUCAUAUGAUAAUUUUUGGCUAGAGGAUGAAACAAGAUUUUUUAAAAUGCACUUAGGACAGUAUUCAGGAAAUGCUGGUGAUGCAUUUCGGGGCUUCAGAAAUGAAGAUAACCAAAAUGCAAUGCCUUUCAGCACAGCAGAUGUUAAUAAUGAUGGAUGUCGUCCCACAUGCCUGGUCAACGGCCAGUCUGUGAAGAGCUGCAGUCACCUCAAUAACAACACUGGCUGGUGGUUCAACCAAUGUGGUCUAGCAAAUUUGAAUGGCAUUCAUCACUUCCCUGGAAAAUUGCUUGCAAGUGGAAUUCAAUGGGGCACAUGGACCAAAAACAGCUCACCUAUCAAGAUUAAAUCUGUUUCAAUGAAAAUUAGAAGAAUUUACAAUCCAUAUUUUAAGUAAUUUCAUUUUAAAUUGUAAUGAAUGUUCCAUAGUUAUUUUUGAUAAUAUAUAAAAUAUUUUAUAUAGUUUCUCUUUUUACUGAGUGUUUCAAACAUUUUAACCAAAUUUUAACUAUAGAUGACAUCUAGGGAGAUUAAGAGUGUUAUUAGAAACCCUUAAUUUUGUAGAGUUUUAAUAAAAGAAAACACGGCUCAAUGUAUGCUUUUAUUACUAACUAUAUUAAUAACAUGUAAUAAAAUUUGUUUUAAGUAAAUUAUGACAUCUGGAGUCUAUUGUCUUUUUAAAGCAUUAAACCGUCAUAGAUUAUUAGGAAAAUUGGAGAGAACAUUAUACUUAUUUCUAUAUUUAUUCUAAAUGGUAGGUAUAUAAUCUACAGAUAAUUUCUAUUGA
Molossus molossus (Pallas's mastiff bat) is the source of this 1615-nucleotide messenger RNA. RefSeq names its product angiopoietin like 5 (gene ANGPTL5). The record is from RefSeq and is a predicted model, not a curated record. NCBI's taxonomy places the organism in Eukaryota, Metazoa, Chordata, Mammalia, Chiroptera, Molossidae. The transcript is spliced from 8 exons. The coding region runs from base 59 to 1225 and encodes 388 amino acids.